AUGAGUUUGACUUGCAGGUGGGAGAUUUUGCUUAUUAGCUUGUGGAUACAAGUGAGCUGUGUGCCUGGGAUACAUUGCGACGAUGGAACUUUCAAUCAUCUGUCAAGGGAAGACGUUUUGCUCUUAAAGGAUGAGCAGAAUCCCAAAUGUUUCACCCGGACAGAAAAGGAUUUCACCUGCUUCUUUGAGACAGCAGACAACAGGACUUAUGAUUUCCUCCACGACCUGCCUGGAAAGAAAAGAUGUGAUCUGUCUGUCCAGACUACAAAAGAAGGAACUUUCCUCCACAUCUGUUCGUUUCCUGGGAUGUAUGUGUUUUCAUAUGUGGAAUUGCACCUUGAAGUGGUGGAGCAUGACACCAACACCAGCCUCUACAAUCGAACAGUCUCCGUGGAGGACCACUAUCUCCUGGACCGCCCCUUCAAUGUGUCUUUACACCAAAAUGGCCGAGCAGGACAGCUGCAGGUUUCAUGGCACGCAAAGGUCCCGAAAUACUGGGAUGAGUAUAUGAUGUAUAGGAUUCGAUACUCCUCCAAGGGGCUGGGGGAGUUGACGAAAGAGGCAAAGGAGGGUGAAAUAGACUCUCUGCUCCCGGGAGAGGAGGUUGAGGUCCAGGUCACUGUCAAAUGUGCCCUAAAUCCAAAUGCAGGACACUGGAGCAGCUGGUCACACCCUGUGCGGGCUGUGGUUCCCCAAAGUGCAGAUGAUAUUUCACUGGCAUGCUACACAUCCGACCUGCAAAAUAUCAGCUGUCAAUGGAAUGGGAGUCGAUACAGUGAAGAGUUCAAACUUUUCUACAAGACAGGUCGAAGUGAAGUUCGGAGCUGGACAGAGUGGGCCGAGUGUUUCGCUGACAGGAACUUGACUGAACUGUGCCAUUUCCGUGGAGAAGAGUCCAGAAAAAUGAGGGUCAAGCUCAGCAGCACUUCAGCUCCAUCCAGCAGAACCUUUUAUUCUCAAGAGUUCACUCUCAACAAGAGCAUCAAAACAGCCCCACCAUGUCAUGUGAGAGCAGUACUGAAGAAAGACAAGUUGUGCUUGAAAUGGGAAGCUCCUCUUCCGUCUCUGUUGGCUCACCUGCAGUAUGAAGUCAGCUACAAGAUCAGAGGAGGGGAAGGGUGGAUGAUGGUGUCCCGACAGGGUCCUGAGACAAGCACAUGUCUAGAGGUUCCAGCAGGCAGCCACUACAGAGUUAAGCUCAGAGCUAAACCUGAUGGGUCCAUUUACUCAGGACACUGGAGUGACUGGUCAGAUGUGCUUACUGGUGACACCCCCGCUGACAUAGGCACAUUGCUCUUGUUGUGUAUCCCCAUCUUGAUGAUGAUGAUUGUUGUCACCCUCAUCUUCCUGUUUACCAGAUACCUCAGUGAGCUCAAGCAGUAUUUUUGGCCGCCGGUGCCUGACCUUGACAAAGUCCUACAAGGUUUUUUGAAGGAGAUCAAUGGGUCGAGAUGGAAUCCUCCGAUCACAGCAAAGCAGUUCUCAGAGGAAACCGCUUCAUCUGUGGUGGAGAUAAUGUCUGAUGGCUUUACCAGUCCUGAAAAAUCUUCAGAGGGAUCCACCCAGCUCCUGUCACCAGAAAGACACUCCUGCAGUGGAGAACAGGUAGAUGGAAGCCACGGGACUCAAGCCUUUCCAGACUAUGUGACUCUGAACAAAGACAGUGUUUUCCUUUGCCCAAAAGGAAACAAGUAUAUCUACGAGGAGGUUGGGGAGAAAGAAGGCGUGAGUGAAGAGCUCCUCCAAACAUGUCACACUUCCUGCUCUGAUGGUUCAGACUGUAUUCCACCCUACUUAAGCGGUGACUUUCUUAACCAGUCAUACCUGCCUUUGGCUGAGCCUGCAGACAAAUUCGACUGCAAUGUUUCGGUUACGAGGGGGCCAGGCAACCUCUAUACUAAUUUCCCCUGUGGCUAAAUGUACACUAUAGGCAGUGCUAGACAUAAUUGGGGGCAAAAGGAACUUAUUAUGCUUUUCCUUAUUUUCUGUCAUAUAUACUGAAAACAUUUCAGUG
This is a messenger RNA of Centropristis striata (black sea bass), 2014 nucleotides long. It is a transcript of the gene mpl, whose product is annotated as MPL proto-oncogene, thrombopoietin receptor. Gene Ontology annotation, biological process: hemopoiesis; positive regulation of cell population proliferation; cytokine-mediated signaling pathway. The transcript is spliced from 12 exons. The coding region runs from base 1 to 1917 and encodes 638 amino acids. Lineage: Eukaryota; Metazoa; Chordata; Actinopteri; Perciformes; Serranidae. Gene Ontology annotation, molecular function: cytokine receptor activity; protein binding. Gene Ontology annotation, cellular component: external side of plasma membrane. The record is from RefSeq and is a predicted model, not a curated record.